AUGUGCUCCCUCGGCCUCCCAGGACCCAACAACUUCCCCCCCGCCAACCCCUCCCUCAACCGCGCAUUCUCCCACUUCCUCUCCCACCACAACCUCACCCCAAUCUGGUCCCGUCCCCUCCGCCCGGCCACUUUCUACACCCACACCUCCACCCACCUCGCCGAAGCCCGCCUCGCCGAGGAAGCCAACAUCACCGCCCUCUGGCUCGCCAUCCUCUCCGCCCACAUCCGCGAGAUAGUCCCCAAGUACACCCCCGACGAGCUCCUCAUCCGGAAAGCAGCCUUCGCCAUCUCCGUCCACCGCGAGUGCACCGUCCCCCAACGCGAGGAUUACAUCGACACCCUCGCCGCGCAGAACUGGAGCGUCCCCUGCAAGCGCAUCCCCAUCCCCGCCGCCGACGGCCGCACGCUCCCCGUCGUCGGCGCCCUCGCCAACACGCGCUACUUCCUCGGCCUCCCACCCGGCAGCCCCAUCCUCGCGUACAAGAGGCACAAACACCGCGAGCCUCAUGAUGCGCGCAACUUUGAGUACAAGGGCCGCGUGCCGUACCCGCCCGCCGUGCGCAUCGCACGCAUGCAGCAUCUUGCUGGACAGGCCGCUUCGCAGGUCAUCUCGCUGCUCGCCUUCGUCCCGGACGCACCGUAUGACUUGAAACCAGAGUACGCAACGCUGCUCACUGCGGAUUUGGACGACGGCGUUUCUGUUAGGGAUGUCCACGCCCGCUGGAUCGCGCGGUUCGAAAUGGGCCAGCGGACGGCGUACUCCCACGCUUUGCGCGCCUCGCCCGCCGUCAAGGAGCUCGCGUCGCUCAUACUGUUGACGAAGCGUGAAGAGUUGGAAGACGAGGAGUGGGCGGUGCUAGCCGCGCUGGCGGACGUCGUGACGUGGGACCGGCCGACGGGAGAGCACCCCGUGGUUUGGCUGAACGUGAUCGCGAAGACUUACCACGCCGACGAGGCGAAAGAGGUGUUCUCCAACAUAUUCGAAGGCGGUUUCAUCGAUGGUGUGUUGGUGUACCAUGCAGAUAUCCUCCUAGGAAAAACCAUCCACGAAUACUACGCCCAAAACUACACCGGCGCUUACGUCGACGACCGCGCCCUCUUCGUCCCAGACAUCCUGCACAACCGCGUCGACAUCGCCCCCGUCGCGCUCACCCCCGCCCUCCGCGCCGUCGUCGACCGCCUCCGCGCGCAGCUCCUCCGGCCCGCCGACCCCCCCAAGCCGGAGUCGGACGACGAAGACGACGACGACGACCACCAAGGACUCUCCAUCACGGUCAAAACCGACGACGACAGCCCACCAACCUCGCCAACAAAGCCCUCACACGACACAUCCCCAUACAUCCCUCCUGCUCCCCGACCAACCCGCGCCUUCACAACAACCCCGGCCCCCGCCCGCCGCGGGGCCAGCGUCUCCGCCGCGACGCCCGAAUACGCCAAAAAGAUCCUCAACCUCAAACAGCACCUCUUCGCCCGUGCUCCCCCUCCCCUGCGCAUGGCCCGCAACCGUCACCUCCGCCACUGGACCAUCCACCGCGCCUGGCUCCUCCUCCAGCGCCAGCAGCGCGAGGCCCGCGAGCGCGAGCUCUACCGCAUGCACCAGGGCAUGUACAACGCCGCCGAGGAGCUGCGCCACACCGCCGGCCCGGGAACGAGGGACGAGGGGUGGCUGUACCGCAUCUCCCAGGAGAAGAAGGGCGUCUACGGGGCCGGCGCCGUGCCGAUUGAGUAUGCAAGGUACCAGACCGAGACUCCGGCUAGGGUUGCGUGGAACCAUGAUUGGAAGAGGUAG
Colletotrichum chrysophilum is the source of this 1791-nucleotide messenger RNA. RefSeq lists its product as uncharacterized. The coding region runs from base 1 to 1791 and encodes 596 amino acids. Gene Ontology annotation, molecular function: structural constituent of ribosome. The record is from RefSeq and is a predicted model, not a curated record. The transcript is spliced from 3 exons. Lineage: Eukaryota; Fungi; Ascomycota; Sordariomycetes; Glomerellales; Glomerellaceae. Gene Ontology annotation, biological process: mitochondrial translation.